Molecule: messenger RNA, 10534 nt
Organism: Callithrix jacchus (white-tufted-ear marmoset)
Lineage: Eukaryota; Metazoa; Chordata; Mammalia; Primates; Cebidae
Gene: RNF130
Product: ring finger protein 130
Biological process (GO): protein ubiquitination; positive regulation of DNA-templated transcription; ubiquitin-dependent protein catabolic process
Cellular component (GO): nucleus
Molecular function (GO): ubiquitin protein ligase activity
Source: RefSeq, a predicted model, not a curated record
AGGCCUGCGCGUUGCCGCUAGACCGGCGGGGGUAGGGGGGCGCGGCGGCAGCGGGUGCACGCCUCAGACAGCAGCCGCGCGAACUAGACUUUGUGUUCCUCUGACCCUCCUCCGGGCGCUUCCUCCCGUGCCGUCCUUCCCCGCCCCCGCCGCGUCCUUGCGAGGCGCCUCCCAUUCGCCAGGACCGACCCAGGGGUAUGGAGGGGAUACGCCCCUACGGCCCUCCCGGGAUCCCGAAGAGAAGCCCGCGGGCGGCCUGAGCUGCCGCCCUCGUUUAGAGCCCAUGGGCGCGUCCCCACGGGCCGGCCUCGGACGUCAGGGCAGCGAGCGGCGGGACCGCGGCGCGCAGGAGGGCCGCGCGCGCGCGCUCCCGCCACAGUCCCGGCCGCGCCCGCCCCGCCUCUCGGCGCCGGCUCCGGAGCCCGGUCCGCGAGCGGCGGCGGCGGCCGGAGGGACCAUGAGCUGCGCGGGGCGGGCGGGCCCUGCCCGGCUCGCCGCGCUCGCCCUGCUGACCUGCAGCCUGUGGUCCGUGCGGGCGGACAACGCGAGCCAGGAGUACUACACGGCGCUCAUCAACGUGACAGUGCAGGAGCCCGGCCGCGGCGCCCCGCUCACGUUCCGCAUCGACCGCGGACGCUACGGGCUUGACUCGCCCAAGGCCGAGGUCCGCGGCCAGGUGCUGGCGCCGCUGCCACUCCACGGAGUUGCUGAUCAUCUGGGCUGUGAUCCACAAACACGGUUCUUUGUCCCUCCUAAUAUCAAACAGUGGAUUGCCUUGCUGCAGAGGGGAAACUGUACAUUUAAAGAGAAAAUAUCACGGGCUGCUUUCCACAAUGCAGUUGCUGUAGUCAUCUACAAUAAUAAAUCCAAAGAGGAGCCAGUUACCAUGACUCAUCCAGGCACUGGAGAUAUUAUUGCUGUCAUGAUAACAGAAUUGAGGGGUAAGGAUAUUUUGAGUUAUCUGGAGAAAAACAUCUCUGUACAAAUGACAAUAGCUGUUGGAACUCGAAUGCCACCGAAGAACUUCAGCCGUGGCUCUCUAGUCUUCGUGUCAAUAUCCUUUAUUGUUUUGAUGAUUAUUUCUUCGGCAUGGCUCAUAUUCUACUUCAUUCAGAAGAUCAGGUACACAAAUGCACGCGACAGGAACCAGCGUCGUCUUGGAGAUGCAGCCAAGAAAGCCAUCAGUAAAUUGACAACGAGAACAGUGAAAAAGGGUGACAAGGAAACUGAUCCAGACUUUGAUCAUUGUGCAGUCUGCAUAGAGAGCUAUAAGCAGAAUGAUGUCGUCCGAAUUCUCCCCUGCAAGCAUGUUUUCCACAAAUCCUGCGUGGAUCCCUGGCUUAGUGAACAUUGUACCUGUCCUAUGUGCAAACUUAAUAUAUUGAAGGCCCUGGGAAUUGUGCCGAAUUUGCCGUGUACUGAUAAUGUAGCAUUCGAUAUGGAAAGACUCACCAGAACCCAAGCUGUUAACCGAAGAUCAGCCCUCGGCGACCUUGCCAGCGACAACUCCCUAAGCCUUGAGCCACUUCGAACUUCGGGGAUAUCACCUCUUCCUCAGGACGGGGAGCUCACUCCGAGAACAGGAGAAAUCAACAUUGCAGUAACAAGUGGUCACUUCUUUCAUCGAAACUCUUUGUCCCCUCGGAGUCUGGUGUAUGAAAGUGAAUUCUCCACAAUUGAACCUUCUUUGGACAUAUAUGAUGAGAACAAAACCUGAUUUUGAAACAUGGGCUGUAGGGUCACUGCUUUUGUGAUUUGAUUUCUGAUCACCUUUCUUAUUUUGUAUUCUGUCAGCAUCCGUUUUGGAAGAAUGGCAGCACUUUCAAGCACAGGCUGGGGUUCAGGGUUAAUUUGCAAAGUUCCCCCAAGGCGAGGCUUUGAGGACAGCAGUAUUGCCCAGGUGAGCCUUGUGGAAUUGAAAAUGCGUCCAAGCUGAUUAUUGAAGGUGGGCACCUAGCAAGCCUGGCUGUUUCCAGAGAAGAGGCUGGGCCUGGGAUUCAUGUUGCAUUGCAGAUGCAUCUCAUGCUGUUCUGUUCCAGGGAAGCUGGAGUUUUUAACAUCCUUUUGUGGUCCCUGCUUACGAUGCAUAUUGCCCUGUGGGAGAAGCUUCCUACCCCUGCGGAAUGCAGGUGCUGCUCCCUGACCUACUCUGGAUGGGCCCCUCUUGCUUAUUCUACUUCCUGCUGAAGAGCCUCUUCUAAAGGGUGUUGAGAAAAGUCCUUGCCUUUGUACCUCCUCCUGAGACGCUGAUCACCCACUUCCUGCCAGGGCAGGGCCAUGGGAGACGCAGGCUGUGGGGCCGGGUCUAUGUGCAGGGCCAGGCAGCCAUCUGCAUCGCCAUUUUCCAGCCUCCGUGUUGAGCAUGACGUAAAGUGACAAGUGUUUAUGUCAGCACGAAAACACUGAAGGCCCCUCCAUCCCUGCAGCCUGUAGACAUGUCUACUCGGCCACCCCUGAGGUGUGUGUAUAGGGAGGUAGCACCUGGGAGCCCGGCACAGCAGUGUCUCUGGGCACAGUGAUUUUAGGGGGGAUGGUCAGCAAUUGUGAAAAACAGAAUGAUCUGGAAUGUCUCAUUGGGAAGACUGAACCCCCAUCUUGCUGCAAAUACCAGAGAAGCACCCAUCUUCAGUGUCCACUGUGCAGCCCAGUCCUCCCCACCAGCCCCAGCAUAGCAUGAAAAAGGCACAGGAGCACUGGCUGCCAGGCUUACAGGAUGGUGCAGCAGCCAGCAUGCCGGGCAUCACGGACAUGCGGGAUUCUCCCACACAUCUUGGAUGACACCGAAUUAACAUGAUGAGAAAUUUGCAUCUUACAAGUGAUUCCAGUACAGAACCACCAUGGGCAAAUCUGUUUUGCAAAAUAAGCAAAAAUCUGUACACCCUCUGCAAAAGGACACAACCGAGUUGAAUCUGCUUCUCCUUAUUGGUAUGAGCUGCGUGGAGGCGUGAGGUGUACAGACCCUUGUUGUGAGAACAGAAACCUCAGUCUCUGCGUGCCUAGGGUGUGAUUUGGUAGCAAACCGAGCAGACACGUGAAUCCCCCGCCCUGUUCUCACUGACUGUGGAACAUAAGUUUGAAGUGAACACUUCCCAUUUUCCCACGUGCAGCUUCUCCUGAGUGUCUUUUCUCAUAAUGCACCAGUAACAUGCCUCAAACACAGGUAUGCCUGAAAGAAACCUGCAGAGCCCUGGAUGGGGACAGCCUUCAUGAGUGUUGUCAGAGAGCAAGCAGUGGCAUUUUGUUUUCACUUGUUUGAGACUAGAACGGUGCAGAUUUUAAAGGUGUUAGCAGCUUUUGUGUUUUACCUUUUACCAAGGGCUUUUGGGGGUUUUUUUCUUUACUAUAGUCUUUGUACUAUAAAAAUAUUUUCAAUGAGCAAUUUCAAUAUACCAUAGUUCAGAAAAACAAGUUUUUCCAUUGGGCUCUCAGAGGGAGAAUGAGUCUGCAGGAGGCUGCUGGAGGUUCUAGACACGUGCCUGCAUGUGUAUGUGCUUAGCCCCCCUGAAAGAUAGGACAGCUCAGUUCUGAUUGUUGCCAUGUUGUCUGUAUCACCUCCUUGUUUUCCCAAACCAAAACUCAGACCCCAGUGUAGCAUUUUCUCCUGAUUUGAGGUCUUACAAAGGCAUAUACAUUAAAUUCCACUCAACAUUUUUUUUUUUUUUGAGACAAAGUCUGACUCUGUCACCAAGGCUUGAUUGCAGUGGUGCAAUCUUGGCUCACUGCAACCUCCACCUCCGAGUUCAAGCUAUUCUCCUGCCUCAGCUUCCUGAAUAGCUGGAACUACAGGCGUGCGCCACCACACCCGGCUAAUGUUUGUAUUUUUAGUAGAGAUGGGGUUUCACCAUGUUGGCCAGGCUGGUCUCAAACUCCUGACCUCCGGUGAUCCACCCGCCUUGGCCUCCCAAAGUGCUGGGAUUACAGGCAUGACCCACCAUGCCUGGCUUCAACACAGUUUCUUUACUGAAAAAGUAUGAAAUUACUUAAGAAGAAAUAACAAUUUCAGGCCCCUAGAAUCUGUCUAUCAAUAUAACAUUUGAAUUUCUGGGAAAUUUGGGGCACACAUUUACUGUAGAAUAACCAAGGAGGCAUUCCUUACGGGAGUAUACUCAGAACAGUGCUCCGGGUCUUAGCUUGACACCCUUCUCUGGAAAAUCGGGGUCAUUCUCUGACUCAGCUACAGAAUGUCCUAUCUUUGUCAGGAGGGACACUAACUUCUCAUUAAGAUCUUGUUCUUCAGAAGUACAGAGGUUGUUUGGUUUUUGGUUUCUGAUUUUUGUUUUUGUUUUGAGACAGGGUCUCACUCUGUCACCCAGGCUGGAGUUCAGUGGCACAACCUCGGCUCACUGCAGCCUCCACCUCCUGGACUCAAGUGAUCCUCCUACCUCAGCCCAAGAGUAGCUGGAACCACAGGCACAAUUCACCAUGCCCAGCUAAUUUUUGUAUUUUCUCUAGAGACAUGGGACUUCGCCGUGUUGCCCGGGCUGGUCUUGAACUCCUGGGCUUAAGCAAUCCACCCCCACCUCAGCCUCCCAAUGUUCCGGGAUUCCAGGUGUGAGCCACCAUGCCCAGACAAGAAUGGCAUUUUUUUUUUUUUAAUCUCAAAUGAAAGCCUCUUUACUAGCUGCUAUGCUGGGGGAAAUCCGUGCUAAGCUGGGACCCUGGUACGGAAGUGGCUGGGGCUGCCAGUCAGGCAAGCAUUGUGAGGACGCAUGUCUCCACAUGGGCAGUGCUACUCUGAGGCACUUGGGAGCAGUGUUCUGCCUGCUGAAGGUGUGGUGGGGUGCAAACAAUGAGUGUCUCAGUUGUUGCAAGUCUUGCCACCAGCAGCAGUUAUUUGGAAAUGUAUGAUAACUUCAGUCAUUGUUGAGGGGGGAGCUAUUUGAAGCAGGGAAGGGGCUGAGGAGUCAGCUGUUUACACCACACCCCCUCCCUGCCUCCAGUGGACUGCUGUGAGCUGGGCCUGUGCCCAGGUGAGCAGAACUAUGGCAUGUGUGGCAGGAUGAGCAGGUCUAGAGCCAGGGCAGCCAGCUGCAUCCUCUGGGAGUUGGUUGUGACUAUUGAAAUGCACAGGCUUAAGCUUUGGUGAUUUUUUUUUUUUUUUGAGACAGAGUCUCACUCUGUCACCCAGGCUGGAGUGCAGUGGCGCAGUCUCAGUUCACUGCAACCUCCUACUCCCGGGUUCAAGCAAUUCUUCUGCCUUAGCCUCCUGAGUAGCUGAAACUACAGGCUUGCAUCACCACACACAGCUAAUUUUUGUAUUUUUAGUAGAGAUGGAGUUUCACUAUAUUGGCCAGGCUGGUCUCAAACUCUUGACCUCGUGAUCUGCCUGCUUCAGCCUCCCAGAAUGUUGGGAUUACAGGCAUGAGCCAACGCACCCGUCCACUUUGGUGGUUUUUAACAUGCUAAGGGAGGAUGUUAAAACUGCCCAUAGUAGCCUUCUUUCCUAUUAUUCCAGGAGGAGAAGAAGGGAGGCCAGACAGCCAGAGCUUCCACCGAAGGAGGCAGAGCUCAGCCACUGGUGUUGGUGAGCAUGUCUGCCCAGGGCUGCCUGCCUCCGCCCUCCACUUGGGAAGACAAGCUCUAUCCCCAGCUAAAAACGCAUCACAAUCCUGAAGAGCCUUGCUUCUGCAGAUAGGCCCCAUCUCCCAGCUCCCCAGUGGUCCUCAGGCCUGGCUAAGAGACAUGUCCAUGAGGCACUGCCUUGACCUCUGGUCUGGCACCUGUCAGCUUCCGUGAUGUGGCAACAGUCCCAGCUGCCAGUGAGUCUGAUGAUAUUUGGAAAAGUAUUUUUUAAAAUGAGAUUACUGAAUUUUACAAACUUUACAUUUCCUAUAGGCUGUAUAAGCUCUUCUCAUGUUUACCUUCAUAUCCAUCCAAUCCAUUCAUUGAGGUACAUGCUAAAUAAAAUUUUUUUUACACUUUAAUUUUUUUAGAGACAGGAUCUCACUCCAUCGCCCAGGCAGGAGUACAAUGGCACAAUCAUGGCUCACUGCAGCCUUGACCUCCUGGGCUCAAGUGAUCCUCUCACCUCAGCCUCCCCAGUAGCUGGGACCACAGGCUCAGGCCACUCCCCCCAUGCCCAGCUGAAGAUAGUUUUAACUGAAGAAAAAUCAAAGUAUUCUCCUGCUGUUAACCUUUAUUAUUGAGGCACUGACUCUGCUAUAGGAAAACAAGGAGGUGACGUUAAUAUCAGUGGUUGACAUUAACCACUGGCAAGUGACAAUGUGAUUCCUUGACAAGUGGAUGCUGCUCAUAAAUGUCAUGAAAGAAAAACACUGAUUUUAGUGAAGCAGAAUGUAGAAGGAAAAGAGUGGGACUGUACAGUUAAUAUUGUCAGUAGACUUUUAUUCAGCCCUCUGUGCCAAACACACAUACUUGAAGUUGGAGUGAAUCCAUGACCAUUGAGAUUUUGGCUGUUUUAUACAAUGAGCGUAUUAUCAACCAACUAGGGUAUGAGAGCAAAUGAUAGGAGGGUGAAUCUGGAUGAGGAGGGACUUCCAGGGCACAGGUGGAGGGGAGGCAUUGCAGCCAUAGAGAGGCCUGAGGGAACAGUGGCGAGGAGGUGUGGACAAUGGCCAGGAGGCAAGGGCAGCACUUCCUGGGCAGGGAAGACUUACCAAGGGGACCAGACUCCUGUCUCUGUUUGGAAAGAAAAGGAACCGCACUAGGGGUUGGGGAGGGCUGGGAUGCCAGUCCUGCCUGAGGGGCCAAGGCAAAAGGAAGGCAUUCACAGACCCCACACCAGGCUCUGAUGGCAAGUGGAAAAGGAGGGAGAUUGAAGCAGAAGCCUAGGCUUCCAGUCCUGGUGCCUGGGUGGGUAUUGGGGGGACCCAGGGAGAGCCCUGUGGGGAUAUUUUAGGUCUGGGCUGGCAGGGGCUCUGGAAGGGGGCAUGGAGGUGUGAACCUGGUGCCCAGGUGGAGGUUCAGUGGGGGGGGUAGCUGGCCAAGGUGCAGACCCCUGCAUCAGAAUGCCUGUGAAGCUGUGUUUCUAUGUUUCUUAAAUUUUUUAGAGACAGGGUCCCACUCUAUUUCCCAGGCUGGAGUUUAGUGGUGUGAUCUCAGCUCACUGCAGCCUCAACCUCCUAGGUUAAAGUGAUACCCCUACCUCUGCCUCCAGAGUAACUGGGACUACAGGUGCAUACCACCAUGCCCAGCUAAUUUUUUUUGUUGUUGUUUUUUUGAGACGAGUCUCGCUCUGUCCAGGCUGGAGUGCAAUGGUGCAAUCUUGGCUCACUGCAACCUCCACCUCCCAGGUUCAAGGGAUUCUCCUGACUCAGCUUCCCAAGUAGCUGGGACUACAGGUGUGUGACACCACACCUGGCUUAAUUUUUAAUUGUUUUAAAGACAGAGUUUCUCCAUGUUGCCCAGCCUAGCCUCAAACUCCUGGGCUCCAAUGAUCUGCCCACCUUACCCUCUCAAAGUGCUGGGAUUAUAGGCAUGAGCCACCACCCCCAGUCAGAAGCUGUGUUUUAAGAGGACAUGCCAUCUUGUCCUGCUGAACACCUCCAUGUAAUCACAAUAUCUAUAGCACCCAAAUCUCUUCCUUCCUCCUCCCUCCGCCAACACACCUCCACAGGUAUGCACACACUCACACUCAAUGGAGGCAGAAUCUCCCAAGAGGGGCUGGCCAGGAGAGGUGUCCCUGAGUUCAGAUGGAGGUGGAAGCCAGAGUGGGGCUGGGACCCCCUAGUGACAUGAGGAUGGGGCUUGGGAUAAAGCCCUGACAUUUAAGAUGUGGAGAGGAGCUACUGAAGGCAAUUGAUUUAGAAAAGCAAUUGAAAAUGAUUUCUUUCUUCAAGAAAGGCAGUCCAACUAGCCGUCACUUCAUCUCCUGUGUUCAGUGUCACCCAGAAGCAGAGUUUAAUGUGACUAAACUCAACACUGGCUCAUACUGUCAGAGAGUGUGGGGAGAUGAGUAAGGGAUCCUCAUCACAGGGCGACACCCACAGCUUAAAAUAGGCGCCUUCCCCUCCCAGGUCCGGUUAGGGCAAAUGUUAUACAUAAGGGGCAUGGAGUUCUGUCUUGUAUUUUGGCCUUGUUGGGUGAAACAUUCCAAAGCUUCCACACACCCUCCUUUUGGCCCAUUAGGAAAGGCUGUUGAUUGUAAUAUUCGCACAGCACCCUUGGUUGUGGUGAAGAGUCUUGCAGAAAGACUGGGAGAAGCCCUUUUGUGUUUGAAGUAUUGUAGCAUCAGAAAAAAACAGGAAGAAGGCAGGCAGGAAGAAGGUGCCUGUGUUUACUUCUUGGAAUUCUCUUCCUCAUUGUCUGAGGCAACUUCAAGGAAAGCGAAGUGUGAGCCUCCAAAUCUGCACCUCGGAGGAACAUUCUCCUUGCGAGUCAUGGGACUGGCUGGCCCUGUGACUCAUGGGGGCUCCAAGUUUCCAGGUCACACUGGCCCCUGAGGCCUGGCUGUGAGGUCUCAGUUGGGGAGCAGGAGGCUCCCUGUAGCCAUGAAGCUUCUCUGGGGUAUGGCUAAAGGUUCACCCUCUUUUUUGUGGGUUUCCUGGAAGAUCCCAAUAAACUGAGCUUUGAAGAAGAGAGGCCAAGAGGGUUUCCAGCCGCCUGUGUUCUCCACAGCUGUGGCCCCACAGCCUCCAGUGACUGUGGAGGGGAAGGUGCCAUCUGCCUUGGCUGCUGAAAGGGUGACGUUCCCAUGCCCGAGUCUUGGCUCCCGUACUCUCACAAAGAUCCUGCAGGGGGCUGCCCAGUCAUCACCUGGACUCAUCAGAGGUUUUCCUUCUUUUUCCACCCUAGACUCAAGCUAUUUUUUUCUGUUUUCUUCACUCUAACUUGCGGAAGAAGGAAGAUCCUUUAUGGAAAAGAAAAAAAUAAAUAAACCUUUCAACAUCCUGCAACUUGAGUUUUAAGCUUUCAGAAGGAGUCAGUGCUGCUGGCCAGCUCAGACCUUUGCCUGGGCUGUGGAGUUCCUCCUGUUGACUCUUCCUCCCUGUGCACACACCACAAAAGUUCUAGGUGGCCCAGCCAGCCCUGGGAAAACAGCGCUAGUGGCCCAAGCUGAGGGUGGUGCCUCGCCUAGCGCAUAUGCAUUGUCCUUUGGGAACUCAAGGUGCACAUGGUGAGCAGGCUCCUCUCAGUCAAGGCGGGAGGCUCCGGGCCCCUCUGCUGUCCUCUCAGGCCACCCAGCUCCCUGCAGAACAUGGUCACCUGGCCAGGCUGACUUGGCCUCCUCAGUCCCCCACACAUCCUCAGAUCAUCACCUUCCCUAGCCACCUCUCUGUACAGCCACCAACAUCUGUGGAGCAUCAUAGACAAUGGUUCUGAGCUGUGGUUUACAAAUUUAACCCCACACAAAGUAAAUUCAAAUUUGCUUUUGGAAUGCCCUUUAUCUCCAAUUAAGUGCAAGUAUAUUUACGCUAUGUGAUAUUAAAGGACUUCUCCAAUGACUGGGAGGUACUGAACCAAGAUGUUUGUAAAGAAAUGGUGGGGGGAGGUGAUUAGGUGGAAUAUAACAUCCCUGCCAUUUCUCUUCCUUCAGGUGAGUAAGCACUCUUAUAGCAGAAGGGCUAUGGAUUGCCAGCUGUGCUCUGUGGACUGGGCCAGUAGGUAUGGCCCAGUUCCAGGUCCCAGCACCUUUGCUGAGUGCCCAACCUGAGAUGACAUGUGCCAUCCUGGAGAGAACAGAGAGGGUGCUUCUCCAGGCAGCCUGAGCCUGGUUUGCUGAGCCAGCUGGAGGAGUGGAUCUCCUGACGGGCUUGGGGCCAGAAUCUGGUAUCUUAAGCUGAGAAUUGGAGGCAGGAUCUACUGCAGAGAGGCAAUAACUCUAACAACAACAACAAACUUGUCCAGUAUGAUUACAAAGACAGGAAAAGGCUCCAAGCUAGAAAAUGAUAUUUGGAGUAUGGAGAACAUUGUCACCUGAUAGAAGCAUUCUGUUCCCGUACAGAAAAAGGAGCUGGUGCAGGUCCUAGGCCACAUAUGUCACAAUUGUUUUGAACCCUCAGUAGCUUUUAUACUCAUAAAAUAUCAAAGUUGCCCCUUUCAUAUUUGGGUCAUUCAAAGAGCCUACCUUACUCCAGGUUCCUGCUCACUAUGCACAGCCUCUCAGAAUAUGGCAUACAAAACUAUUUUUCUAACUAUAGCACAGGUAAUGUGGGGUGGGGAGGCUUGGGAUAUACCUAAAUGUGGCAAAUGACUUAUCUUCCACCUUGAGGGAUGAAAAGGAAACUAUGCACUUGAAUUUUAAUUCACCAUUGGAUUGCUUGUGCCAGAAAGAGCAGUAAAUACUGAAGAAGCAAAACACGAUUAGCUCAGUUUUGGGCCUCCCUGUAGGGAUAGUUUUCUCGUCUGGAACGCAAACACCUACAAGUAGAGCGUGAGCUCGUUCUUGACAAUCAGAUCUCAUCAACCCUUUGGAAUGUUCUGGGCAGCACAAUUCCUAGGUCUGCAUGGUUGGUGUAAGUAUAAUCAAGUAGUGAAAUUGUAUGGUAUAUACUUAUAUGCCAACAGUGUACACCUGUAUGUGCAGAAUUUGCUGAUAUAACCAUUUCAAUAAAAAACCUAUUGAAAAAGCUGA